Messenger RNA from Aegilops tauschii subsp. strangulata, 1390 nucleotides. The record is from RefSeq and is a predicted model, not a curated record. Lineage: Eukaryota; Viridiplantae; Streptophyta; Magnoliopsida; Poales; Poaceae.
AGGAAAAAAAUCUUAGACCCACUGCUCAAUCAAUGAACUUGUUUUCAUAAUAGUUUUUGUUUUAUUGUUGCAAGUCUCUUAAUUUCGUCUUAUCCCUUUUAAAUAAACUUGAAGACGGGAGCACAAUUUAGGUUCAUGAAUUAACUUUCUUUCCACAUGAACCACCAUUAUAACAGUAUGUUUCCAAUUGUAGUAUAUUCCGCCAAAUUUAUCGAAGCAAAGCAUUGGCUCGUAACUGGGGAUGGCGAUGGGUACAUUCACAUGUACAGUUACGAUACGAUGGAAGAAGUCAAGAACUUCAGAGCUCAUGAGAACAAUAUCAUGUCUUUGGUUUUGCAUCGGAGUUUUCCUUUGGUGCUGUCUGCAUCUGAUGAUCACCUGAUUAAGCUUUGGAACUGGGCCAAGCACUGGGAAUGUACGCGAACAUUUAGGGGGCACUAUAAUAGAGUCACACAAGUGAUGUUUCGCCCGGGGUACACCUAUUGCUUUGCGAGUGCUUCCCUGGAUGGCAGAGUCAAGAUCUGGGACAUUAACUCUGAAAAUUGCAUCCACACGCUCAAUGCGCAUCCCGAUGGUCUGCUAUGUCUGCACUACCUCAAAGACAAACAACUUUACUAUGCUCGAUAUUUUCUGGUUGUCGGCUCUUCAGAUGGUGUUGCAAAGGUAUGGGAUUGGAACGAUGAUGAGCCAAACUAUGUUGGCACGCUAGAAGGACAUACAAACCGUCUCACUGCUUUUUGUUGGGACACCAAACAUGAAGUAUUAGUAACAGGUUCCCUUGAUGGGACCAUGCAAAUAUGGAAGCCGACUAGCACCAGAUAUAGACUUGAGAACAUAAUUCGCCUUAACCUCGGUGCAGUUACUGCACUUGCAUACACACAGGAAUCAACAAGGGUUGUGGUUGGAUGCCAGCAAGGAAUAGCAAUGGUAGAAAUUGAUUAUGUGUGAAGAUUCUAGUUGUGAGCAGAAGACUUUGCAUGCAGAAAGUUAAUUUUUAAAACUUAGUUUGAAGCAAAUUAUUAUUAUUGAGCCUUUCGAGGGUCUGAGAUUGCAAGGCUGAGAAUAACGAGAAUCUCUCAUAUAUAAUACGAUGUACAUAAUUGGAACGGGCAGAACAUUUUCAUGUACACAAAGGUUGUCGGCCUAAUUCUAUUGUGGCAAACACAAAGAUUAUCUCAUCAAUUAACUGAUCCACACAGGAGUUGCAAUGCGACUCCUUGCUUAUAUGCUUGUAUCCUUCUCCCCCUGCUCUAUUAGUCCAAACUCCAAACAUCUCACUGAACAAGUAACAUUUGCUGGGAGAAACAGGAUAGGAAACUAAGGCCUAGAAUAGAUUAUGGAUGUCAGUGUAAAAUUGGAUGAGAAAACACCACCAGGGAAAGUAACAAAU